AUGUGUCAAGCAUUUGCAAGUUCCAGUUCUCACAAUCCCAGCACUGAAGAAGUACAUCAUCCAGUACCCACCACCGUUCCCGAAGUGCAAAAUAUGGGAGAUGUUAAUGCUACCGCUACCACUACCACUGUCACUACCCCUGUCCCUACCCCUGUCGCUACCCCUGCCCCUGCCCCUACCCCUGCCCCUGUCACUACCACUGAAACCACCCCCCCCGCCGUACCAGAUGUACCCACUAAUGAAGGUGCCGUAGAGAUAGGUCAGUUAUCUAAUGAUGUUGUUGCUGACUUGGCCAGCAUGCCUGAUGAAGCCACUGAACAACAUGCAGUUGCUGAGGAACCCUCAGAAGUGCAAGCUGAUGCUCCAGUCGCGGAAAGUGCAGAAGAAGAAACCAUCUUAGCACCACCUAAUCUGGAUGAAAUGUUCAGUGAAGAAUCCAUUAGGAAAUUGAGGGAAUCCAUUGAAAACUCCCCAUGCUACCAACGUAGAUUAGCUGCCUAUAGAGAACAACAAGAAAGACUUGGAAAAUCUAUCGACAUCAGCCCAUCCUCACCUAUGAUAUCUCCAUUAUACAAGUUACAAUUCUUCGGAAGCUAUGCCAAGGGGAUGAUUCAAUUAAUACAAAAGAACUACUUAAUGGUUUUACUCAUUGGAUUGUUCAUAAUGAACGGUAUCCUGUUCUAUAAUUACUAUAAAGGUUCCGCAGGCAAGAAAAAAUGCAAGGAAGAAAAACUCAAAAAAAAAAUGAAAGCAAAAUGUAAGAAACUCGAUGGAGAUGCCAUUUAA
This is a messenger RNA of Plasmodium knowlesi strain H, 786 nucleotides long. Its product is annotated as skeleton-binding protein 1. NCBI's taxonomy places the organism in Eukaryota, Apicomplexa, Aconoidasida, Haemosporida, Plasmodiidae. The record is from RefSeq and is a predicted model, not a curated record. Bases 1 to 786 code for a protein of 261 amino acids. The transcript has a single exon.